Molecule: messenger RNA, 1051 nt
Organism: Brassica oleracea var. oleracea
Lineage: Eukaryota; Viridiplantae; Streptophyta; Magnoliopsida; Brassicales; Brassicaceae
Product: ran-binding protein 1 homolog b-like
Exons: 4
Coding region: 109-756 (215 amino acids)
Biological process (GO): nucleocytoplasmic transport
Cellular component (GO): nuclear pore; cytoplasm
Molecular function (GO): GTPase activator activity
Source: RefSeq, a predicted model, not a curated record
CAUUUUCUGUCAACAGAAACUCUCCGGAACAUUCUCUCCUCCAAUCUAGCUCCUACGCCCACUGUGUGUAUCCAACAACAACAACCAGCAAAGCUUUGAUCUGAUAAGAUGGCGAGCAUCAGCAACGAGCCGGAGCGCGAAGAAGAGUCCGGAGCCAACGAGGACGAAGACACCGGCGCUCAGGUCGCUCCCAUCAUCAAACUCGAAGAAGUCGCCGUCACCACCGGCGAAGAAAACGAAGAUGCAAUCCUCGAUCUGAAAUCGAAGCUGUAUAGGUUCGAUAAAGAUGGGAGUCAGUGGAAGGAGAGAGGAGCUGGUACUGUCAAGUUCUUGAAGCAUAAGGAGUCUGGGAAGAUCCGUCUCGUUAUGAGGCAGUCCAAAACUCUCAAGAUCUGUGCUAAUCAUCUCGUUACGUCGGGGAUGAGUGUUCAGGAACACGCUGGGAAUGAUAAGUCUUGUGUGUGGCACGCUCGUGAUUUCUCCGAUGGGGAGUUGAAGGAUGAGCUUUUCUGUAUCCGCUUUGCUUCAGUUGAGAACUGCAAAGCAUUUAUGCAAAAGUUCAAGGAAGUUGCCGAUUCUGAAGAAGAGAGUAAAGAGGCUUCUGAUACUGCUGGUCUUCUUGAGAAGUUGACGGUAGAAGAGAAGGACACCGAGGAGAAGAAGGAAGAGAAACCAGUCGAGAAGGUAGCAUCAGCAGAAGAGGCAGAGAAAGCUGUUGAAGAAAAGAAAACUGAGGAGUCUGUGCCCUCUGCGUAAGAUGCAUGCAUAGAUACAACGAACACACGAGGCUAGUUAAUUUACAGCCUGAUAUGUUUUAAAUCCAUCGCAUAACUUGGCUUUCUUUUCUUUUUCUUGAAAUUGAUACAUGUUCUGUCAGUGUCACCAUGUUCACUUUCUGAGUCGUGUUGAGUCUAUAUGUUAGUGUCACAAGAGUAUCACAUGUGACAUUUACAUAUGACAGAUUCUGGGGUUGUUUUGGGAUUCGUUAUGUGGAAAGAAUAUCCCUUUGUUUUGAUUUUACAAUAUGUAUGCAUUGGAUUGUGUUUUUUUU